Messenger RNA from Kazachstania africana CBS 2517, 2280 nucleotides. It is a transcript of the gene UTP4, whose product is annotated as small subunit rRNA maturation protein UTP4. Gene Ontology annotation, cellular component: 90S preribosome; small-subunit processome; t-UTP complex. Gene Ontology annotation, molecular function: protein binding; RNA binding. Bases 1 to 2280 code for a protein of 759 amino acids. The record is from RefSeq and is a predicted model, not a curated record. The transcript has a single exon. Lineage: Eukaryota; Fungi; Ascomycota; Saccharomycetes; Saccharomycetales; Saccharomycetaceae. Gene Ontology annotation, biological process: maturation of SSU-rRNA from tricistronic rRNA transcript (SSU-rRNA, 5.8S rRNA, LSU-rRNA).
AUGAUGGCUGAUGCAAGGGAUGAGAACGCCAGUAUGUUGGUUCACAGGUCAAGAUUCGUGGAUUACACGCCGUCUAAUAUAACUUCAGUAGCAUUCUCACAUCGUUCGACGACUAAAAAUGUUACACCAUCGGAUCUAAGACUGGCUAUUGGUAGAUCAAAUGGUAACAUUGAAAUAUGGAACCCAAGAAAUGACUAUAUCCAGGAGAGAGUGCUCUUUGGUGGUGUCAACAGAUCAAUUGAAGGUCUUGUUUGGUGUAAUGUCAGUGGUGAACCGUUGCGUCUAUUCUCCAUUGGUGGCUCCACUGUGAUUACUGAGUGGGAUCUUGCUAGUGGGUUACCUUUGAAAAAUUACGACUGUAAUGCCGGUGUUAUCUGGUCGAUAGCCAUAAACGAAUCUCAAGAUAAGUUGGCUGUAGGUUGUGAUAAUGGUACUGUGGUUAUAGUGGAUAUUUCCGGCGGGAAAGGCUUUAUGGAGCACGAUUUGAUUCUUGUUAGACAAGAAGCAAGGAUCUUAUCUCUAUGCUGGAACCAUGACGAUUUCGUUAUAGGUGGUUGCUCAGACGGUAGAGUCAGAGUAUGGUCUGCCAAACCAAAAGAUUUGAAUAGAGGUAGGCUAUUAAACACUAUGAAAGUCGACAAGUCCAAGAGAGAAUCUACUCUCGUUUGGUCUGUUUUAUAUUUACCUGCAUCUAACCAAAUUGUAUCUGGUGAUUCCACAGGUUCCGUCAAAUUCUGGGAUUUCCAAUUUUCAACAUUAGUUCAAUCAUUUAAAACACAUGAAGCAGAUGUCUUGUGUUUAAGUACCGAUGUAACGAACAGUAUGAUUUUCUCUGCAGGUGUUGAUAGAAAAAUUUUCCAAUAUAGCCACAUGUCGAGUAGCAACAAGAAAAAUUCCAAAUCAUGGAUUAGUACAUCAAAUAGAUUACUUCAUGGUAAUGAUGUUAGAGCUUUAUGCUCCUAUCAAUCAAAGGGAGCUGAAUUUUUGAUUUCAGCAGGUUUAGAAAAGACAUUCGUCGUUAGUUCAUUAUCAUCUUUUGCUGACGGAAGUUACAGAAAGAUUCCAUUUGUUGCACCAUUUACCAAGAAUGUGUUAGUCAAUAAGGAACAAAGGUUAGUAGUUAUGUGGAAUGAGAAUAUUAUCAAGAUUUGGAAAAUUGGAACAGACACUAAUGAUGAAAGAAAUUACAGCUUAGUUUGUAAAUUAACAUUGAAAGAUGAACAAAAUAUUUCUUGUUGUGCCAUGUCUCCAGAUGGUCAAGUAUUAGUGGUUGGUAGAACGAAUACUACAAAGCUGUUCCAUUUACAGCCUACAGGGCAGAAAUUGAAGGUUACCAAGUUAGAAAAUGAUUUACUACUAAAGACAGGUUCUAAACUCAUCAAAUUCGUUGAUAAUUCAAAAAUUAUCCUCUGUUCAAUCGAUGAUGAAAUUUUAAGAAUGGAUCUUGAGGCGGAUGAUGACGAAAGGUUUGAUGAGAUUGAACUACUUGAAGCACCAUCUACAAAGAGUAGCAUAAAAGUUCCAUAUCUAAAUAACGUCAAUAAUUUGGAAGUAUCAGGAACGUAUGCUGUUUAUUCUCGCUAUUGUGGUACAGUUGAUUUGAUUGAUUUGGCGACUAAUAAAGUCAACUCGAUGGUGCGUCUCACAAAUUUCAUAACUUCAGUACAGAUAAAUGAGAGUAGAUCCACAGUACUUGUAGUGACCGCUGAAAAUAAAAUCUACGAACUUAAUAUCAAUAAAAGCACUAAUUCAUUGCAAGAUGAAAAUGUGGAUGAAUCACUUUUAUCUGCAUGGUCCAAAAAUAAUACAGAAAAUUUACCAAAGCAACUUCAAUACUCAAAAGAUAAAUGUGUAGGGAUAUUUAUUGAUGGACAAGACAUGAAUAAGGUAUGGUUCUGGGGCGCUACUUGGAUUGCCAGCUUGGACUUUUCAAAAGAUCUUCCGAUAAGUAAGAGAAGAAAACCAAAAAAGCGUAGCCACGACAGUCUAACCAUUACCGAUGACAGUAAUUUCAUGAACUAUAAUGACGAGGAGGAUGAUAUAGACAUGGAAUUCACUGAAAAUGCAAGUAUUCUACUUGAUAAAGCUAAUAACAACGGUGGCACUAGCAAUAAGGCAAGAGACAUAGGAGAUAGUCAAGCUUUCUUCUUUACAGACAAAUACAAACCAAUUCUCUUUACUGACUCUAUAUCAGAAAACGAGCUAGUAAUCGUCGAAAGACCAGCCUUAAUGGUUACAUCCCAAGAAAAAUCCUACGCAUUACCAAAACUGGUAUUUUAA